AUAAAUAUGGCGUCGGUGCAUUGUAUUCAGAAAUCCGUUUGUUUUCUAUUAAAUAUUUACACAUAGUUAUAAAGACAAUAACGCAAUCGCACAAAUGUUUUUACACGCCAUUACGAAAUAUGAAGGUCGUGUAUUAUUAUUAGACGUAACAACCAAGAGAAAGGUGUAAUUACAGAUAACAAGUUUUGUGAUUGUGCAGCUAUGUCAGGAGAAAGGGACGAAGGCCCUGUUUAUUACAGGGAGAUACAAAAGAAUGCAUACCUCAAACGGAUACCAAACGAAGUGAGCGUCAGCAAACUCAUACCAUUGGCGCACAAGAAACCCCCUCUCAAACCGAUGUGGACACAACUAUGUAUACACAAUGGCAGGACUCCUUACCUCGAGCAGUAUCCCGAAGCGGAGCACCCGUGCGCCCUCUCUCACCGGCCGGUGUGGCGCGCCUGUCUGUCAGCGGCCAGGCACGUCACCGGCAGUGUGAGGCCAAGGCAGGGCCAGGAGUAUGACUUCCUAGUGGACACGGACCAUGGACCUGUGAGGAUGCUGGCGCCUGAUUGGGAAACGAUGCAGGACUGGGUGACGACGCUGCGCAACAAGCUGGCCGAGCUGAAGAUCACCGGCAAGGGCGAGAACGUAUAUUGCAGCCCGCCCGCGCCGCCGCCGCCGCGCGCUGCCGCCCGCGACCCCACCUCGCCGCUGCCGCCCACGCCGCCCGUGCCGCUCGACAUAGUCCCCGGCAUAGAGAUAGUGCCAAACCGGCAACCGGAAACGCCGCCCGAACCGCCAGAACCGGAACCCGACACGUCCUGGGAACCGUUCUCGCUACCCAGCACGUCGUCGCAGAGCAGAGAACGGAAGAACGUGGCCAAGAUCUGCGGCCAGAACAUAUGUCUUGACGAUUCUGUGUUGAAGCGAGAAGCGACUGACAGCGACGAGGAGUUCUUUGCUGAGAUUGACAGGGCGCAUGAUGAGUACAGGCAGACCGUUGUGGUGGGGGAAGUGGAGGAUGCGACGGCUUCCACGAGUGCGGAGGGGCAGGGGAGCGACCGCCCGUCGAACAUAACAGUGAUCCAGGUUUCAAACAAAGACGCGCCGCACACGGCAAUACCCGUCUUAGGCCCCGAAACAGACGUAUUCGAUUUCGAAUUCGCGAAAACCGAGCCCACGCCUGAACCGAGCUUCGUGAACAUCGUCAACACGGAAGUGAACGUACAGAACUCGGAAUACGGCACGGUGUUCGCGAAAACCGAGCCAGAAUACGGCCACCUGAGUCUGACAACGACAGCUGUCAACGUGACAGACGUCAGCGUGACAGAUGUGACAGCUGUCACCGUCAACGAGGAUAAGGAUGGUUUGUACGAGAGGCUGUGCAUGGCGUCGACUUCUGCCGAGCCGAGGCCGUCUCCUUUACCGAGGAGGCUGAGAAAUGCGGAGAAAACAAGGAAAUCUUCGUUGCCGAAUCUAGAAGCAAACGAUUCGGCGUACGAAUUUUUAUUUCUAAGUCAGCAACAACAACAACAAAAUGUGACGACUACGGAAAUUAACGCGAGUACAAGAGAUAAUGUGGCUGAUAGUGCGGAAAGGCUCAGGUCUAACGUGGAAAGAUCUAGAAGCCAUAACGCGUACGACAAUUCACCUAGAAGGCAGGUGGUUAGAGUGCAAAAUGGCAGCCCAAAAAGGGAGGUUAAGACUGAGAAACCCGAACAGCCUCAGAAGCCGAUAUGGAAGCGAGGUUUGACGGAGCUGUCCCUCCUCACGAGACUGCGCGGGAUCGGCAACGGGAAGAGGUCUGAGAGUCCGCAGAGGCAAGAGAACGAGGCUAAUGAUAGGAAUACAUCUUCUCCUGCGAAGGUAGUGCAUCGUUCGCGGACGGACGCGCGAGUGGACAGCAGUCGAAGACGCAGCAGCUCGCUUAGUAACGAGGAGCGUCCGUGCGGCGACGUGGUGCUGCGCGGGCUGCGCGUGCGCGAGGCGCGCCGCCUCCGCGCCGAGCAGCGCCGCGGCGCCGCGCUAGUCGCGCCCGUCAGGGCCAGCGAACCGCCAGUACUCGUCGACUACGAGCGGAGAGUGUGGGUGGCGUGGUGGGGAGCAGGCGGGGCGCGGUGGGGGGGCCGCUGUGGGGACUGUCUCGUCGCCGUGCGGGGGGUGCCUCCCGCCAACGCGAGCAAAGCAGCCGCCGCCUUCAAACACUCUAGGCAUCAUACGGUGGACGUGUUGUUCCACAGAGUUCCACUCGGCACCAUAUAUCUUUUGAACAAGAGAGAUAAAGAGAGCAUAGGAAUAAAACUGGACAACGAGUGUAACAUAACGAGCGUGGAGGAGGACUCGCCGGCGGCGCGGGUCGGCAUCCCGCCGCCGGGCAAGUGGGCCGUCACGGAGGUCAACAACAGGACCAUUAACUUGCUUAAGGGAGGCGAAGAAGAAAUGAACAAAAUCUGCCAUCACGGCACGGAAGCAACAGUUCUCAUCCAGCCUUCAGACUUCGUGAAGAAGCUACGAGCCGCUCUCAAGUCGAACAAGUCUUUACUGGGACUCAGGUAAAAUUGACUCAUCUCAUCUCCUCAGCCUACAACUGUCCACUGCUGAACAUAGGCCUCUCCUAGAGCGCACCACGUUGCUCGCUCCUCCGCUCUCCUCAUCCACCGGUGAACCUGCGAAUGUCGUCGGACCAGCGGGUCGGACGUCGUCUUGACUAAAAUUGACUAUACUUGUGUAACGUGUAGGGGUAAUAUCGGAUAAUUGUGUAAAACCGUCAACAUUACUGCUAAAUUAUAUCUAAUAUUUAUAGGUCUCAGCUAAAAUUGGCUUUAUACUUGUGAAUUGUGAUGGGGUAAUAUCGGAAUAUGGGGUAAAACCGUCAUAUUAUUAUUAAACAAGACACUUUCUAAAACAGACAACACGAGAGUGCCACUUUGCAAUGUACCACAAUUGUUUUGAGUUAAGGUUAAACAAGAUGUAAAAUGCAUCAUAAAGACCCACAUGAGUCGCGUUCCGGGAUCAGUCUGUGUAUCCGAUCUUGCCGGUGUGGUAUCUCGUCAGUGGAUUCACUAUCUGGGCGUCAGCUACCAUCAGGUGCGGUGAAGUCACUUUACUGGACACAUUACAAAAGGUAAUGUUUAAUCGACGAUCUUACUCCAUUAUCCGAACUUACCCCAACACUAUAUAGGGUGAUACGAAAUUUUAUAAGUAUCAAAACUUUACAAGAAAUUGUACCAAUGUAUAUUUUAUUUAAUAUUAGAUUUGAUUGUGUUAUGUAAAAAUAAUUCAAGACGGUGAACGAACGAACGUGGUGAGUCCAUUCGGCUCCUAAUAAAAGCAGUUUCAUAGUAAAUGUAUGGCAGGCGAAUUCAUGCGACUUGGCGCGGUUAGUCAACGCCGAGCAGAACACUAAAGCGUAAAUACGUAAUGGACGCCAACGGAAUUCCAUUUUUAAACUUUUUGUAUGUAAAUUAUGCGACGUAAUUUCGGUCGUGACGCUUUUUCCGUCUACGCCGAAACAGUCGUAGGUGUUUAGUCAAUUUGAAACAAUUUUAGGCAAUUUUCGGAGCUCAAAUUUAUAUAUGUAAUAUGACAAUAUAUUUUUCAUAAAACAUGUCUAUUUAUGACAGCUAAUUGUAAGAACCAUAAAUAUUUCGCACGUUUCGCGCGUAAAAUAAUUUAAAUUUGGAAUAAAAUUUUAAAAAAAUCGAUUAAAAUUUAAAAAAUCGAAUGUGUACAUUUUUGUAAAACCUUUUUCGUCGAAAACUUUUUGAAAACCAUAUAUUUCGAAGGAGUUUAUAUGAAACAAUUAUUAUAUUAGCAAGAAAUUAUAUUGUCUAUAGAUAAUUAAAAUAGUAAUAGUUUAUAGCACGUUAUACAGCGUGAUGUUUAUAUGCGGUAGCUUUUGUACCAUUUGAACGACAUUUAAAAAGUUUCAAUCCACUUUUUUUUUUUUAUUAGUGUUUCAUAAAAAGACAUAACUAUAUAGUUAGUUAUAGACCGGACAUAAGGACCAAAUUAUUGCUUCAAAAGUUAUUACCAAUUGGUUAUAAGUCGCUGUCUUAUUUGAAAUGUCCGUAUGGCAGGAUGUCACAAUGUCCUUUGAUAUUAAUACAAAAAUCGACGCAAACACAACAAAAAUCCUCAAAAUCAAAUAGGAUUUUGGCAUUGACGUAUAUUCUAUAGACACGAACGUCCAUAUAAAAUAUUUGUUCAAAAUCUGAAGUAAAAUGGCGACCAAAACGUCACUGUUAUAACCUAUUUAUUCACUUGAACAACAAAUAAUUUCACUUAUUUGACUAAUAUUUUUUUAUUCAAAUCCAAGUUUAAACUUAGACUCGAGUUCUUAUAUCAUGAGCGCCGCUCCGUACACAACCACAAGCUGUCAAUAUUGACCAUACUGAAGUCAAUUUGAAUGGAUAUCAGUUCAAAUCAGUUGAACACAGUGAAUGUUCGGAACGCCAAAUCUAGUACGUAGUACAUAUACAUCGACGGAUUUUGGUGAUUUUUUUUAGUUCAGUACAGCUUUAAUUCUUGUGAGACUGUCAUUUAAACUGACAGCUGUCAAGUAACGCCCAGCGGCUAUAUGUGUCGGCGCGUAAAAACGCGCGAUUCCCACCUUUAUAGACGAUAUGCGCCAUAAACAAUGUAAUAAAUCAUAAACCUUUAUUCCGUAAACGGUGUUAUAUUCAUAAAAAGAUUGUGGAUAUGGAUAUCUACAAUAUAUAAAUUUGAUAUUACGACUUCAGUAUGUAAAUAUAAUUAUUACUAGUUUUAGGUACCCGAGCAAGACACUAAAUGUCGAAUAAUAUAAAAUCCAAACAAUAUUUUGUAUGAUCGUUACACUCAAUACAAUGUAAAAGAACUGAAGUAUCAGCAAUACAUCACAUCGAAGGUACCUGAGACCGAAAUGUUUAUAUUAGCCACUUGAAAAUAUAAACAAAAACUGCUCGCGUCGUCUGUUUAUACUUCACAUUCCAAGCCUCGGUUUUUUGUUUUCUUAGGACGCAAGUGUUGAAUGUUGGUUGUUAUAAAAAAACAAAACAUUCUUCGACCCAUUUUUUUGGAUUUUCCCUUGUUUCACUACUCCGAAACUUAUCAAAUUAUAUUAUAAUUGAAAGGUCAAUUUUCAAGGUUUCGAAUGGUUACAAAAUUUAUUUAGCUAACCACUAUUACCCUUAGAAUCUAUAUAUAUUGUGUUUCCUGGAAAUAAGAUUACAUUCCAAGUUGAAGAUAUAAAAAAAAAAAACAUUCUAUUGUUCCAUUGUAAAUAAUAAAUAAAAUAAAAAAUAAUAAAUAAAAUACUUUAUUUAUCACGUAGGCGAACAAAGUUGCACUUAUGAUACGUCAAAACAAAGAAUAAGAAUAAUUAUUAUUUCUAAACAACUAUUAAAAUUACUUAUAUAACUAUGGACAUUUUAAAUUAGGGAUAAAGUUUAUCCAAAAAACAAGGUACAAACCGAAGUAACCAGCUCGGGCUGGCAAGUAGGGGGAAGUAGAAGGGUAACGCGUCGCGAUCCUCACCGGCGAGGACAUGAGCCCUAACCUAGCUAACCUACCAGCCUUUAACUAGCUAUUGUAUGUAUUGUUUGUGCUGUAGUGUUGAUCCGCUAACUUUUCGACAAUAUUAUCGACUAUUUUCGAUAAUUGUCCGAACCAUACAAUUGUAAUUGUGCUAUCACAAAAUAAGAAAACUAUAGCCAAUUUGUAUCGUUGUUUUAUUGCAUGAUAAGUUAUAAUAAAACAUAAUUUCCAAUUUGUAACAAACAUAUUAUUACUCUUUACAUCGCAUACGUAAAUAUUAUCUUUUCAUAGAACUAUACAAUCGAGGCUCUAUUUUCAUUACACAAUAAAUAAAAGUAUACAAAAAGUAUAUGAUAAAAAAAUGGUAAAAUAAAAUUGAUAUAAACACAAUACCAUAACGCAUAAAGUUUGAAAUACAAAAUAUUAUAAGGGCAAUUGCGAAAGAAAUGA
This is a messenger RNA of Manduca sexta (tobacco hornworm), 5949 nucleotides long. RefSeq lists its product as uncharacterized. Lineage: Eukaryota; Metazoa; Arthropoda; Insecta; Lepidoptera; Sphingidae. The coding region runs from base 202 to 2538 and encodes 778 amino acids. The transcript is spliced from 13 exons. The record is from RefSeq and is a predicted model, not a curated record.